Molecule: messenger RNA, 1352 nt
Organism: Psylliodes chrysocephalus
Lineage: Eukaryota; Metazoa; Arthropoda; Insecta; Coleoptera; Chrysomelidae
Source: the annotation of a GenBank genome assembly
UAUCGUUACGACUGCCUUACGUGAUCCAUCACAGGACCCCGAUAACACAUCCGAUUUAACUAAAAAUUCCACCCCCACCUUCUCCAGCCCCGGAAUAAGAUAUCACAAUCAAGGUGGCACCGGCGGAAAAAAUAGGCUCUAGUAGCCGUAGUAAUCAUACAGCUACAAUGCUCGUUCCACCGGACAUGCUAGCUGCCCAAUCAAAGAUGGUGUACCAGCUGAACAAGUAUUACACAGAAAAAGUGCAAGCUAGGAAGUUACAAUCAUCGAAAACUAUACAAGAAGUUUGCAGAGUGGUGCAGGAUGUGUUGAAGGAAGUGGAAGUGCAAGAACCUAGAUUUAUUUCAUCUUUGACUGAUUACAAUGGAAGAUUCGAUGGUUUAGAAGUGAUUUCGCCGUUGGAAUUCGAAGUGGUGAUAUAUUUGAACCAAAUGGGAGUGUUAAACUUCGUAGACGAUGGCACGUUACCAGGAUGCGCCGUAUUGAAACUUAGCGACGGCAGGAAGCGAUCGAUGUCCUUAUGGGUCGAAUUCAUAACAGCUUCGGGAUAUCUAUCGGCGAGAAAAAUGCGAUCGAGAUUCCAAACCUUAGUAGCCCAAGCCUGUGAUAAGUGUUCGUACAGAGACAGUGUUAAAAUGAUUGCAGAUACGACAGAGGUGAAAUUAAGGAUACGAGAACGAUAUAUAGUACAGAUAACUCCGGCUUUUAAGUGUGCAGGAUUGUGGCCUAGAAGUGCAGCGCAUUGGCCUUUACCCCAAAUCCCAUGGCCGCAUCCCAAUAUCGUAGUAGAAGUUAAAACUGAAGGUUUCGAUCUUUUAUCUAAAGAGUGCAUAGCGUUGCAAGGAAAGCAAUCCGCAAUGGAAGGUGAUGCGUGGGUUCUUUCAUUUCUUGAAGCCGAAAAUCGAUUGCUGCAAGGAGGCUGCAGGAAACGGUGCCUUAGUAUUCUGAAGACUUUACGAGAUAGACAUCUAGAUCUACCUGGGAAUCCUGUAACCGGGUACCACAUGAAAACAUUGCUGUUGUACGAGUGCGAAAAACAUCCUAGAGAAUCCGAAUGGGAUGAAUCCUGCAUAGCGGACAGAAUCAACGGUAUUUUCCUGCAAUUAAUAUCGUGUUUACAGUGCAAACGGUGUCCGCAUUAUUUUUUACCCAAUUUGGAUUUAUUUAAGGGCAAAUCGCCUAGUGCGUUAGAAAAUGCGUCGAAACAAGUGUGGCGGUUGACUAGGGAAAUGUUGACGAAUUCUAGAUGUUUCGAAAAAUUGUAAUAGUAAGUACUAUUCAGUAUAUAAGUUCCCAAUUUCGGAUUUGUAAAUUUUUGUAUAUCUAUAUUAAAGUAUUUAUUUUUGUGAAAA